GGGGCACAUGCAACGUCGGGGGCUGGGGGAAUAUUCGCAACGGACGUCGCAACCCUCGUGUUGUGUCCGCGUCAUGCGCGACAAAGUCACGCGAUUUUGCGCGCGCCCAGGUUCAUCGCUGCGCGCGCAGCCACCGCGUGGGGGGUGAAUCGGAUCGUCGGGGAAGGGGUUGUGCAUCGCGACCGUCCACCGUCGCCGAGAGAAGGUGAGAAUUCGCACAGAGGCGGGUGUAUCGAGCGGUGUGUGUGCGUGCGGUAUCGCCUACAGGGAGCACGACCACUCUCUCCUCUCUCUCUCUCUCUGUUCUUUUUGUCUGUCUCCUUCUCUCCCUCUCUCCCUCGCUCUCGCUCUCCCUCUGUGCGUGCGAUCUCCCGCACGAUUUUUUCACCACUCAUGUUUCGUUGGCGAUUUGCGUGUGUUCCUUUAUGAAAGCGCGUGAUUGCCGCGCCGCGACGGACCGUUAUCUCGCGGGCGCGUACUUAUGCUCGGAACCGAAUCGCGACUGCCGUCUGAUAAUGCCCCUUAUCGUUGCCGCGCGCGUUACGUGACCCGCGACGUUACGGGAGUCUACGCGACGAGCAGCAGCAGCAGCAGCAGCAGCGGCGGCAGCAGCAGCAGCAGCAGCAACGGCAGCGACGGCAGCAAGGCCGACGGUGGACGGUCCUCGUGACACUGUUGGAGAACGACGGGGUGAACGACGAUGGAUCGCAAAGCGAAACUAUAGCCCCCGUUGCAGUUCGCGAUCGGAUUGCCAGAUAUAUCGCCCCGCUUCGUAAUAAUAAUAAUAAUAAUAAUAAUAAUAAUAUAAUAAUAAAAAAUACCUCUCCGUGUCGACCGCGGAUCGCUCUGUUAGAUAUCGUACCACAUAUCUUAGAUAUCGAUCAUUCGUCCCGUAGAAUUUCCGCCUUCGAUCAAACAGAUCGAGUUAAUCGAUAAAAACGACUGUGUGGAUCGUGUCCCCGAACGCGCACUGUGCCGACAAUUUAACGGAAAAAGCUGUGAAGUUUGUAUUAAUUCUCUUGGAGAGAAGAGUGGUGCCUAAGCGUGAUUACAAGGGGAGAGAAAAAAAAAAUAUCUUAGUGCCUCCACACACACACACACGCACACAUACACGCGCGCGCGCGCGUGCGCAAUGCGUGCGGUAAUCGCGAAACGAUGAUUCGUCGAUUCGCUUGAAAUACCGAUCUAUCCGUAAUCCGUAUCAUCUUAGUCACGCAACUUGGGAUACGAUUGCGAUGCUCCUUUAUCACUCGCCGAUUAUGCAUCACGCCAGUGUAUCCGGGCAUCUACGAGAAAGCGCGCGGAGCGCGCGGAAGGACGGAGGCGACUAAAGAGAAGGCGAUUGGUAUAGAAUCGGCGGAAUUGGAUAAAUAUUUCGUUUCGAAGGAUAUACGAUAUACCGGCGGACCGGAAUAUAUUAGGGAUCGAGUACACGCAUGUACUCGACGAGAAUAACCGGGCGCGUGGGACUCCGGUAAUCGGCCUGCUUUCGCGUCGAAGAUCGUUUUUUCCCCGGACGCAUACUGACAGAUCGCCCUUAUCAUCCGCGUUAGUAAUGUCGCGAUUAAUGCUGUGCAAUCUCGGCAAUGCCUCGACGGCGGGAAACGAUACGAACAACAACGCAAACACGAACAGCAGUAUGGAGGACGACGAUUCUUAUCCACUGCCUACAAUCUAUCGCUGCCGUGCACCCAUAGCAAGUCUAGAUUGCAUGGAAGAGUUCAACGGUGGCGGAGGCGGUGGCGGCGGCGGCGGCGUCGGCGUCGGCGGCGUCGGUGCAGACUCGGGCGUGCACUGCAGCAACACGACCGGAACCAAAGAGCAGCUACUAACUAGCUGCAUUGCCGCACAAGCGCAACGUUUGCAGCACCCCUCGCCAGGAACGUGGACCACCUUCGGCGUGGGCGGCUGCGGCAGCGAGGAGACCGCGGAGGCCGUCGUCGCGCUCGCCUACGACAGCGGGAUUAAUGUGUUUGACCUAAGCGAGGCGCACAGCGGCCACCGUGCGGAAAUCCAAUUCGGCCGCAUCCUGCUGAGGCGCGCCUGGAAUCGUUCCAGUUACGUCGUAACGACGAAAAUUUACUGGAACACCAAGACCGAGGGUCGCGGGCUAUCGCGGAAACACAUUAUCGAGUCCGUGCAAGCUUCGCUCGUCAGGCUGCAACUGUCGUACAUCGACAUUGUCAUGAUCCACAAAGUCGAUCCAAUGUGUCCGAUGGAAGAGAUCGUUCGCGCUAUGAAUUACGUUAUAAGCAAGGGUUGGGUAAUGUACUGGGGUACGUCGCGAUGGACAUCCGUGGAAAUUAUGGAAGCCUAUACCAAUUGUCGGCAGUUCAACUGCGUGACGCCGAUCGUCGAGCAAGCGGAGUACCAUCUGUUUCACAGGGAGAAGUCCGAGCUCUAUAUGCCAGAAUUGUAUAACAAAAUUGGCGUUGGUUUAAUGGCAUGGUCCACCGUCACUAUUGGAAUGGUCUCUUCAAAGCCGGAAGAUUGCGGAGUAUCGUUCCUCUCGAGAUCCUCUUAUAAAAACAAAUACUCUUCGUUUAGUUGGACGGAGGAUGAAACUCAAUCUUUGUACAAGGAGGAGUACGCGUGGAAAGACAAAUCCGCCGACGAUGAGACUCGGAAAUACUCGGAUAAAUUGCGGGACGUGUACGCUCUGGCCGAGAGACUGGGAUGUUCUUUCGGACAACUGGCCAUUGCGUGGACCUUAAAGAAUGAAAGUGUUCAGUGCCUUCUGCUCGGUGCGUCCAAUAUAGAUCAAUUGUACGAGAGUCUCCAAAGCUUACAGCUUAUCCCAAAGUUGAACGCGAGCAUAAUGAGCGAGCUCGAGAGGAUUCUUGACAACAAACCGUCCCGACCGCCGAUGAUAUCCACCCUGGCGCUUAGAUGACAGUCGAUGUGCCCCCACGGCAGCGGUGGGGGCUCCGUCGAGGAUGCGGGUAGCCCGAAGAGCGAGGGCGGCAACAGUCAGGAUCAGGAGCAGACCAAGGAGGUGAACAACAAGAUGCCGUUCUGCGAGAUACAAUGAGAUGCGCGGAUCUCGCUGCCCUAGGUAUUGUCAAAGCCCGCAAGGAUCGACAAUGGAUGAAUUAUGGUCCAUCCACGCGCCUCUCGUCCACAUCCACGCUUUCACUCCUUCGGUCGCGGCGUAGGUCGAGAUUGUACAUACGACACACACGAGUCGAUGACAAUACUUACUUAAUUACGAGAACAACAUCCGGGAACUUACCACGACACGGGGAGACACACCAGUCGGGUUACUUCUUCACGCACGAUAUUUGUAUUUGCUCUCUCGCGUACGUCAUUUCGUGGACUAUAUGUAGAUAUGUAGAUGAGGAUAUAUAGACGCGAUAUCGCGCACGCGGGAUGUUCCCCGUCUUAUAACGGAAUCGCAUGUCGCGCUUUUUGAAAGCAUUUUCAGAGAAAAUGUAGGCUUAUUCCAUAUAAGUCUCUUUCUCUCUCUCUCUCUCUCUCUCUCUCUCUCUCUCUCUCUCUCACACUCUCUCUUUCUCUUUCUCUCUCUUCCUCGGCCGGAGGAUUUAUCGUCGAGGUUUCUAUUCGCGAUUCCAAGUGUUCAUUAUUCUUAGCGUUAAUGAUCCUGUUUGCUACUCAUCCUCGUAGUGAAUGACCAGAAAUUUGGGGUGUCUCCACGAGUGUCCAGCGAAAUACAUUCGUUCUGCCACUCACUGGUCGAAUAAAGGCAAUUUACGAGCGAUAUAGCACGUCGAUUAUCAUCUAAAGAUUACGUUAUAGAUUGUAAGAAUUUAUCAAGAAUGAAUACUAUCAGUAACGAUGGGCAUUUUAAGUACUCUACCCAGUAUUUUCAUCUCUAAUACACGUCAUACAUUAUUUUACAUACAUUAAUCCGGCCAUCCAAUAUAUAUUUCGUUACAGCUGUCGCGCCUCAUUUUCUGCCAAUUUCUCUCUCUCUUUAUUUAUUUAUCUAUUUUUAUUUUCUAAUUAAUUUAUAUUUUUAGGAGACGCGAAAUAAGUAGUGCGCAAAUUUUUCGUAAAACAGGAAAUAUAUAGUAUUCCUACGAAGUCAUCCCUCGUAUAAAAAAAUAUUUGAGAAGUUAAAUUUUCUUUUCGCGGAUGAAUGGAAAGUCAGCAGGUAAAUUGUGCAAGAAAGAAGGAAAAAAACGCAAUUGAGUAAUUUGACGGUUUCGAUAAUUGGUCGAUACAGCGAAAAAAAUAAAAAAUGCGGAAAGCGGUAGAAAAAUGAAUUUUUUCGAUUCAAAAUUUCUAUUUAACCCUUUAGUUCCAUUCACCCGUCAGGUUUGGAUGUAAUAAAUUUCUUAGUGAUUACAUUUUACAUUUAUAAUUAUUUUUGCAUAAAUUUCCUAGAAUGUGCGUAUUUGCUAUGCACGAUUAAUUAAAUAUUUGCAAACUCAGUUAAACUCGGAUGUAAACUACAGCAUGAUAAACUUACAAGGAAUUUUUGAAAAAUAAGAUACAUAGUAUGUACGUAAAAGAUCUAUUUACAUCAAUAGAUAUCGUUUCUAUAAAAGAGAGACGUUUAUUUGUUCACCGCCCACACAAGAACUGCACAAAGAGGUACAGCACAUUCUCAAGAAGGAUCAUUUAUCUUGAGGAGAGACUUUAUGAAUGAUCUCUACAAUAACAUCUAUGCGAAAUAUCGAUCCUUUUGAGAACGUAUCUUUCUCUUGAUUUAUCUCGCGUUUUCUUUAAACUAAAAUGUGACAUAAAGAGUCGAGAUGAUGCGCAUCUUUGUUAUAACAAGCAUCAUUUUUCCAGUCCACUCAAAUAUUGCUCAAGUCUAACAGAUUGUGAGAGAAUUUCCUGCUCCCGUAAAGAAGUCCCACAUUUAAAAUAUACGUAAAAAAAUAUCGCGCAUUAUAUACACAUUCUUAAAAUCUGCAGUCGAUUUUUUAAUUAAAUUUCAAUGAAUUCAUUCUUCAAAAAUUAUGCGUGCGCUGAUAUCCUACAAGGUACAAAUGCAUAUAAGCAAGUACACGAGAGACAUAAAAAUAUUACAUAUAAUCUCCUUCGAAUCAAAACACAUUGUCGUGCGUUCGUUUUUAUAUGAUUAUUUCUUUUGAAUUUUUCUCACAAAUGUGCGAUAUACGCAUUAUCAUACUUUACAUCCGCGCGCGUGAUGUAAGUCAAACUUAUUUUUACAUGUAUGUAUGAAUGCGUGUGUGCACGCGCGAGAAUUUUCUUCGCAUUCUGUAUAAAUAUCAUUGACAUUCCACUUAAUCUUGUCACGCCAAUUAUUGAUAAUAAAUUCAGAGAGAGCCUCUUGAAAAUGUACGAUGUGUCGCAUGCGCUCAGAGAGAAGGAGGAAUAAUAAUGGAAGCUGCCAGUACGCUUUUAUCGCGCGCAAUAUGAUCUCUUCGACUCAGAACUUUUGUCCGAAACGUUAUACACAACAGAAGUGAUCUCGCAUAAAUAUUUGGAAGUGAUAGAGGAGAAAUAUCGCGAGCGAAUAUAAUAAUACACUCGCGUAACGAUAAUUACAAAUCGAAAUUAAGCGAUCUCAUCCGGCGCGAUUAUAGUCGUCAUCGAGAGAUUCGUGGAUCAUCCGUUUUUUUUUAUACAUUUCCAAAUAUUUACGACGUAAAAAUGCCAACGUGAUCUGCUCUUGUUGCCGACCAUCGAGAGAAUUAUCGAUAAAAGCUGUUAGACAGAUAAAGAAACAUGGUAACGACGCCUGAGGUUUAAGUUAGCUUCAGUGCUGAAAAUAUCGCAAGAUCGAUGAGAGAUCGUCUAUCGGUGUCGCUUGGCAAAAACAAAAUAGCGACACGGCAAACAAAUUGACAAUGCUUUAUUUUAGUCAUGAGUAUAAUUUUAUAAUAUGCCAUCAGUUCUUUGCGCGUGAUGAGCUUCUGCUUUACAGUUGCUAUUAGAAGGAAUUAAUUCAUCCUAACAAAUGCUUCAGAAGAGGAAGGAAUAUAAUUCCGGGGAACAGUCUUGAUUUGCCAUUUUACCACGCGGUGUUUUGUUGUCCCAUACUAUAUAUUAUCUCGCUUAUAAUAUUAUAUUAGUAUCUUAGAUUGAGUCAGAUUGAAUAAAUUUAUUCUUAAAAUCAAAUUAGAUAAAGAGGUUUCCUGUAAGAUAAUUAUUUGAAAGAUAUAUAUAUACUUAAUUGUUUAUCAUAUUUCAAUACGUUAAUGUUUUAAUAUUUGUGCAGUUUUUAUACUUAAGUUUCUUUGUGUGUUACCUUAAUAAAGAUGAAUAUAUUACUGCAAUAGAGAUCACAGUAUGAAUAUUAUAAAUUUUCAACACGUUAAAAGCAGACUGCACGGUAAUCCAUAUAAGAUACUUUAAAUUUAAAGUCAAGGCGAUCCUGCAAAGACCAGUUUUCAUCAUGUAUAUAGCUUUUAGCAAUUAUAUUAAUAUUAAUAAUUUUUAUUUCAUUUUUACAUAUUGUCCACAAAGGACAAGCGUUAUGUGUCAACGGUCGACCAUAAUUGAUAUAAAAAAAUAUAUCCAUAAUAUAUAAAGCUUUUAAUAAUUUUUUUCCUAAAGUAUCGAUUUUUACAUACUCUCUUUCUCUUAACUUUUUUCCUAAAAUAUAUAAUUUAUUCCAAGAUAAGAGAAUUACUUAAAAAUAAGAGAGACGCAACGUCACCGCGGCCUAUCGCAUACACCUGCCUUCACCGCCUACUUACUUAUCGCCUGUUUACUCCCGUAAAUAGGUACAUAGAUCUCGCUGACAUAUAAGCAAAUCCAUCGUAUCUUUAUACGAUAGAAAGGCAAGGUACGGCAAGGACACAAAGCCAUAAUAGAAAAGCAAUAUCCGAGAGUCCAACAAAAUAAGAAAUAUUUCUGACACGCAGAGUCCUUUCCUAAUCGUAUCGAAUAAAAAAAGAACUAACGAACGUCGUCAUGAUAUUUUAUUGUCCGAUUAUUUCCACGAUUUUAAGAGCACGAAGAAUGUUUGAUCGAGUCUCGUAACACAGCAAUGGAAGAAGACGAAUCGUCUAUCUUGAGAGAUGCCCUUGAUGCCCAUCGUUAAGGGGAUAUCCUAAUAUAUCCGCGGAGAAUAUCCGUGUACGAUCACUGAUGACAUCCUGGAUGCCAAUGGGGACCAAAGAUACGAUGGGCAUCUCGCUAUCAUCGCAGAUUUUGAGAGAUUAUCGCUGUGAUAAUUGGCAUGUACCUAGUGUAACUGAAUAUGUCAUUACUGAUGGUUUGACACUCAUAUAAUUUGUCAAUCAUAUAACGAAAUAUCUUUAAUGAAGAAAGAAAGGUUUAUAUUACAGGGAGAAGGUAGAAAUAAAAAAAUGUGGUACGAGAACGUAUUUAGAUGAAAUUGUGAAUUUAUAUACACUGAUCAUUGCAAAUAGCAUUACGUAUAAUACACGCAUAAAAAGCAUAUAGUAAUUUAUACGUAAAAUGGAUAUGUAAAAAGAGGCUUAAACUUUUUCUUAAACAGGCUUACGGUACAUUGCGAUAUAAAAAAAGAAAUCAAUGCGCUUAUAAUUGGAUGUGACAUCAAUUGCUUCGUGCUCAUAGAAUGCGGAAAGAGAAAUCGACGUCAGAGAGAAAUGUCAUGCCGUCCGCUUGUAAAUAUAUAAUAUGGCUAAUUUAUACUAUAAUAUAUCAAGUUUGAGAUGGGCACAGUAAUUUUACGAUAUCGGGAUCUAUAUCUCGUUUGCAAUGUUUAGAACGUUAUUCUUCAAAGUUACGUAUCUUUUGGCAAAAGUUUCUUUACAAAGUAAUAUAAAUGAAUUUAUAUUAACCAGAUCUCCGUUUAUAAAUGCGCGUAUAACUCUGAACAAUGCAAAAAUAUAAACGGAUCGCGCGAUUGGCCCAUCUCAAAAAUAGAUAAUUCAACAAAACUUUUGCGUCUUCAUGAUUUACAGCAUUAUAUAACAACUAGUAUAUAAAUUAUAUAUAUAUAUACAUAUAAUAAUUUUUAUAAUAAAAACUAAUAAAAACUCUCAACAUCCACAGAAUA
Molecule: messenger RNA, 7927 nt
Organism: Cataglyphis hispanica
Lineage: Eukaryota; Metazoa; Arthropoda; Insecta; Hymenoptera; Formicidae
Gene: Hk
Product: voltage-gated potassium channel subunit beta-2
Exons: 9
Coding region: 1556-2893 (445 amino acids)
Biological process (GO): potassium ion transport; regulation of potassium ion transmembrane transport
Cellular component (GO): cytoplasm; voltage-gated potassium channel complex
Molecular function (GO): voltage-gated potassium channel activity; transmembrane transporter binding; potassium channel regulator activity
Source: RefSeq, a predicted model, not a curated record